GACAGCGCGUCCGCGGCCAGCAGCAUGGAGGUGACGGACCGCAUCGCCUCCCUGGAGCAGCGGGUCCAGAUGCAGGAGGACGACAUCCAGCUGCUGAAGUCGGCCCUGGCCGACGUGGUGCGGCGGCUGAACAUCACCGAGGAGCAGCAGGCCGUGCUCAGCCGGAAAGGCCCUACCAAAGCAAGACCGCUGGUGCAGACCUUGCCUUUACGAACCACCGUCAACAAUGGCACCGUGUUACCAAAGAAACCCAGCGGCUCUCUGCCGUCCCCCUCUGGGCCCAGGAAGGACGCUGCUGUGCCGGCAAUAACCAAAAGUACCAUCAAGAGGACCAGCUCUUCCGAACGAGUGUCUCCUGGCAGCCGACGGGAAAGCUACGGGGACUCCAAAGGCAACCGGAACCGCACAGGCUCCACCAGCAGCUCCUCCAGCGGCAAAAAGAACAGCGAAAGCAAACCCAAGGAGCCCGUCUUCAGCGCAGAGGAGGGCUACGUGAAGAUGUUCCUCCGCGGACGCCCGGUCACCAUGUACAUGCCCAGGGACCAGGUGGAGUCCUACAACCUGGAAGCAAAGGUGGACCUGCCGACCAAGAGACUGAAGCUGGAGUGGGUCUACGGGUACCGGGGCCGAGACUGUCGGAACAACCUGUACCUGCUGCCGACGGGCGAGACGGUGUACUUCAUCGCGUCCGUGGUCGUGCUCUACAACGUGGAGGAGCAGCUGCAGCGCCACUACGCCGGCCACAAUGACGACGUGAAGUGCCUAGCGGUUCAUCCGGAUAAGAUCACGAUAGCAACUGGACAGGUCGCGGGCACCUCCAAGGAUGGAAAACAAUUGCCCCCGCACGUGCGCAUCUGGGACUCUGUGACAUUGAAUACACUGCACGUCAUUGGAACCGGGUUUUUUGACCGAGCCGUCACCUGCAUUGCGUUCUCUAAAUCUAAUGGAGGGAGCAACCUGUGCGCUGUGGAUGAUUCCAACGACCACGUGCUGUCGGUGUGGGACUGGCAAAGGGAGGAGCGGCUGGCCGAUGUCAAGUGCUCCAAUGAAGCUGUGUUCGCCGUGGACUUCCACCCCACGGACACCAACAUAAUAGUUACCUGCGGGAAGUCACACCUCUACUUUUGGACGCUCGAAGGAAACUGCCUCUCCAAGAAGCAGGGAUUGUUCGAGAAGCAAGAGAAGCCAAAGUUUGUCCUCUGCGUGACUUUUUCUGAGAAUGGGGACACCAUUACCGGCGACUCGAGUGGCAACAUCUUGGUAUGGGGAAAAGGUACAAAUCGAAUAAGCUGCGCCAUUCAAGGGGCCCACGAGGGUGGUAUUUUUGCACUUUGUAUGUUAAGGGACGGCACCCUGGUGUCGGGAGGCGGGAAGGACCGAAAGCUCAUUUCCUGGAAUGGAAACUACCAGAAACUUCAUAAAACAGAGAUUCCAGAGCAGUUUGGCCCAAUACGGACGGUGGCCGAGGGCAAAGGGGACGUGAUCUUGAUAGGCACGACCAGGAACUUUGUUCUGCAGGGCACCCUGUCGGGGGACUUCGCCGCCAUCACUCAGGGUCACACCGACGAGCUCUGGGGGCUGGCCAUCCAUGCCUCAAAACCCCAGUUCCUGACCUGUGGGCACGACAGACAUGCCACUCUCUGGGACGCCGUCGGUCACCGGCCCGUCUGGGACAAAAUAAUAGAGGGUCCAGCUCAGUCUUCUGGUUUUCAUCCUUCAGGGUCUGUGGUUGCGGUUGGAACACUGACUGGGAGGUGGUUCGUGUUUGACACAGAAACGAAAGACUUGGUCACGGUGCACACAGACGGGAACGAGCAGCUGUCCGUGAUGCGGUACUCGCCAGAUGGGAAUUUCUUAGCAAUAGGCUCCCAUGACAACUGCAUCUAUAUAUACGGAGUCAGUGACCACGGGAGGAAGUACACGCGAGUUGGCAAGUGCUCGGGUCAUUCCAGCUUCAUCACUCACCUGGACUGGUCUGUGAACUCACAGUUCCUUGUGUCAAAUUCCGGAGACUAUGAAAUCCUUUACUGGGUUCCCUCUGCUUGUAAGCAAGUUGUCAGUGUGGAAACUACGAGAGACAUCGAAUGGGCUACAUACACGUGCACCUUGGGGUUCCAUGUCUUUGGAGUGUGGCCCGAAGGCUCAGAUGGAACUGACAUCAACGCCGUCUGUCGGGCCCACGAGAAAAAACUCCUGUCUACUGGCGAUGACUUCGGCAAAGUACACCUGUUCUCUUACCCUUGCUCGCAGUUCAGGGCUCCCAGCCACGUGUACAGUGGGCACAGCAGUCACGUCACCAACGUCGACUUCCUCUGUGACGACAGCCACCUCAUCUCCACGGGCGGCAAAGACACCAGCAUCAUGCAGUGGCGGGUCAUCUAGUGCCCGCAGGGACCGCGGCGCAGAGCAGGCCGGCGGCACGGACUCGGUUCCUCAGUCACUGUGAUUUCUGUCUUGUUUGAAAAGUCCUCACAAACCUCAGGAAAACCACUCCCUGUACCGGUUACCUUAGCGUAGUGGCCACGGCGGAUCAGCAGUUCAGGUCUCUCUGUUGUACAAUAUAGAAAACACGUUUAAUGUUAAAAAAAAAAAAGCCAAGGUUUACAUUACGGUGACAUCGACACAUUAACUGGUGUAUCCUUCGUAACUUUUCUAUGAACCCUGAAACGGUCACAGAAUGCCUUUUCAGACGCUGCGUGUAGGCUUUCCUCUCGCCACCGAGCCCGCUAAGCGGGACGUUUAUGCCGAGGUGCUGGAUCGCGACCGGUCGCUGUGGAUGAGCUGGUCCUAAAGGGACACACGGAUGGAGUCGCGAGAAGAAGCCACUGCACAGCUGAGUCAGGAACUGCAGCUACGACUUUACUUGGUUCUCUUGUGUAUGGUUCCCUUCGGGCCUCCCCCGGGAGGCUGGGGAGGGGGCUGAUUAACGCUCAGCCGGGCAUUCGGGCAUUUCCCAGUUGCAGUUAGACCGCCUGCCUACCCCACGCAGUCAGCCGCUUACCACCCCUGUGAGUGGCGCCCCCUUCUGGUCGCCGUUCACCUGCCCCAGGAACGGAGACAUUCGGCCACCUUCCUCUGUAUAUUCAUUGGCAUGAUACGGUAUUGUACUUGUAUAGGAUUUUAGCAACUCAUAAUAAAUACGUAAGGCUAGGCUUUACUAUUUUAUGCUUAUGGACAUUGUAUAUUUGUAUUUUAAGACCAAGUAGACCAAGUCAAAAAGAUACCACCAGCCCGCAGCGGGGGGAAGCCUGGGCGGCUCCGCCAGGCCCUCAAGGCAGCUGCUUGCCUGUCUUCUGUGCCUGGACGGCUCAUCUGGCUAUGAAAUAAGGUUGCGUUCUGCUCGGGGAAACGGAGGUGGCACCCAUUUGUCAAGAAGGCCUUACCCAUUUCGAUUGUGUGACAGACUGAAAUGUAUUGUUUACAUUGGGGAAUGUAUCUCAGAUUUUAAAAUAGAAGAGUAAUAAGCAGACGUAAAAACAAAUAUUAAGAUCUUUACUUGUUCUAGGCAAGUAAGUGAGUUGAGCUAUCUGAACUCACAGCCCUGGCUGUUGAGCUGGCCCCCUGGGUGCGGCAUUGGGAAGCGUUUCGGUGACAGCUCCAGGCGGCUGCGGAGUGCAGGGCACCGGUGAGCAACAUGUAUUAAAGGUGAAUCUGUUUCUAUGUAUCCUUAUCAAAUAUAUUCUGUAAUGAAAUAAAAUCUGAAAAGUGGAUUUCUUAUUGACCUAUAAUCAUGAAAGUAUAUAAAUUAAAAUAUUUAAAAUUA
This is a messenger RNA of Miniopterus natalensis, 3763 nucleotides long. The record is from RefSeq and is a predicted model, not a curated record. NCBI's taxonomy places the organism in Eukaryota, Metazoa, Chordata, Mammalia, Chiroptera, Miniopteridae.